GUGAAGUGCAAGGGGGUGAUGAAUGCAAAUUGUAAUAUCCCGCACAUUAGUUACGGAUGUCUGUCGGUUGUGUAUGCAUGGCUACUUGAAUAAAGAACUUUUAUUUGCACUGAUGUCAGGGGCAGGGUCAAGUGGGACUGGGCGGGGUCGAGGCACAGCCUCUCUGACUGACAACAAGACUGAGAACAAAGACACAAAGCCAAAUCCAAAAAUGUCUAAGGCACUCAGCACUUCAGCUAAAAGGAUUCAGAAAGAACUUGCAGAAAUUACUCUGGACCCUCCUCCAAAUUGCAGUGCCGGUCCAAAAGGAGACAAUUUGUAUGAAUGGGUGUCAACAAUUUUGGGUCCUCCUGGAUCAGUUUAUGAAGGUGGAGUUUUCUUUCUGGACAUUCAUUUUUCUCCAGAAUACCCUUUUAAACCUCCUAAGGUAACUUUUCGCACUAGAAUCUAUCACUGUAACAUCAACAGUCAAGGUGUGAUAUGUCUUGACAUCCUGAAAGACAACUGGUCUCCGGCUCUCACCAUAUCCAAAGUGUUACUGUCCAUCUGCUCACUACUUACUGACUGCAAUCCAGCGGAUCCCCUGGUUGGAAGUAUAGCAACACAGUAUCUACAGAAUCGAGAAGAACAUGAUCGUAUCGCAAGGCUCUGGACAAAACGUUACGCAACGUGAUGUGUGGGAGGCACAAAUUUUUCAUGGGCGGGAAGGAGCUGUACACCAGACUGUUGUUGCAAACCUGAGAAGAAACUGAUUCCCAUUUGUAGAGGCAUAAUCCCUCCACCUAUUCCACUCUUGGGAGACCUUGUGUACCAUAUAUCAAGUGUGUGUGUGGUCAUAAGUUUAGUUGAGCAUUUGGUGAAAUUGUGAAUGAGAAAAAGUCUGAAUGUUGGUGUACAGUACAUAUGUACUUUCUUAAACAUUAUUAGGCUGCACUUUCGAGGAAAUUGUCCUGGCUUCUUUCAGAGCACUUGCAUUUGAGACAUUUUCCCACUUGUCAUACGAAAGGUCAGUGGUUUAAUUAUAAAAAAUAGUUGAUAGUACGUCAGUGUUCAGGUGUCCUUAGUUUGUAAGUCGUACGUCUGUAACUCACUGUGCAUGAUUCCACUCAAACCACAGAAGGUAUAAGCUGUUGUCGUGUAGAGUGUAUUAGUUUUGAGUGGCAGCCAAUUUUAUAGUGCUCGAUUCCCGAGGUCUGUGGAAAAAGCAGUUACAUAGUAAAAUGUUUGCCAUUUUUAAGGUUCCAGGUUCCUGAUAAACUUAUGUACUUCAUUUCUUUUCUGUUACGAUAGUAUUUGUCCCUCAUGGGUAAGUGAAAAGAGAUGUGCAAUUAGGAUAAAUUGUGUGGCAUAACAUAAAGUUAAAUAAAAUUGUCCAAGUGUUUCUUAGAGAAUGAUAAUUUUUCUAGACCAUGAUUAUUUUAUAUAUGGAUAGAAAAGAAUAAGUUGCAGCAAUUGUUGCCGCCUUUAAUUUGUAUUUAACUAUACUAAAUUUAAUGGAACAAAAAUUGUAUUUACUGGUGUUUUUUUAAAUAUACACAUAUAUCCAUAUAUUCAAUGCAAGUGUAACCUUUCCUGCAUUUCCUUGAUAUUUGUAAAGUUCAUUGCUUUGAAAAUGUAAUUUUUUAUUGAUGGGAGGGGGGUUAUUACACAUUGAAAUGUGUAUAGCCUUAGGUCAAUUUAACAUGACAAAAUACCAUUGUAAGUGGUAUUUUUUUAUGUAAAGACUAUAAGAAUAUAUAAUAUGCAAAUAAAGGAAUGACAUGACA
Messenger RNA from Cryptotermes secundus, 1766 nucleotides. RefSeq names its product ubiquitin-conjugating enzyme E2-24 kDa (gene Ubc2). Gene Ontology annotation, biological process: protein polyubiquitination. The transcript is spliced from 6 exons. NCBI's taxonomy places the organism in Eukaryota, Metazoa, Arthropoda, Insecta, Blattodea, Kalotermitidae. The record is from RefSeq and is a predicted model, not a curated record. Gene Ontology annotation, cellular component: nucleus. Bases 23 to 673 code for a protein of 216 amino acids. Gene Ontology annotation, molecular function: ubiquitin conjugating enzyme activity.